AUGUCUCAACCAGCCCUCAACAAGAUCGCUCACAACAGCCCAUCGAGGCAACAUCCUUCCGAGUUGGAAACCAGCAUCGCGACUGCCCUUUACGAACUCGAGACCAACAUCCCAGACCUGAAGGCUUCCCUGAGACCCCUUCAAUUCGUCUCUGCUCGCGAGCUCGAAGUCGGCCACGGAAAGCGUGCCAUUGUCAUCUUCGUCCCUGUCCCUCUCCUCGCAGGCUUCCACAAGGUCCAGCAACGCCUGACCCGCGAGCUCGAGAAGAAGUUCUCCGACCGCCACGUUGUCAUCCUCGCCCAGCGCCGCAUCCUGCCCAAGCCUAAGCGAUCCAACCGAUCCCGCACCUCGCAGACUCAAAAGCGACCUCGCAGCCGAACUCUGACCGCUGUCCACGAUGCCAUCCUCGCCGAUGUUGUCUACCCAGUUGAGAUUGUCGGAAAGCGACUCCGAACAAAGGAGGAUGGAAGCAAGGUCUUGAAGGUUGUCUUGGACGAGAAGGAGCGUGGUGGUGUCGACUACAGACUCGACACUUACUCCGAGGUCUACCGAAAGUUGACCGGCCGUGUUUGUGGCUUCGAGUUCCCAUUGAGCGCUGCUGUCGAUUUCUCAUAG
Molecule: messenger RNA, 615 nt
Organism: Exophiala viscosa
Lineage: Eukaryota; Fungi; Ascomycota; Eurotiomycetes; Chaetothyriales; Herpotrichiellaceae
Product: 40S ribosomal protein S7
Exons: 2
Coding region: 1-615 (204 amino acids)
Biological process (GO): rRNA processing; translation; ribosomal small subunit biogenesis
Cellular component (GO): small-subunit processome; 90S preribosome; ribosome
Molecular function (GO): structural constituent of ribosome
Source: RefSeq, a predicted model, not a curated record